Molecule: messenger RNA, 2314 nt
Organism: Xylaria bambusicola
Lineage: Eukaryota; Fungi; Ascomycota; Sordariomycetes; Xylariales; Xylariaceae
Product: zf-DHHC-domain-containing protein
Exons: 1
Coding region: 111-1799 (562 amino acids)
Biological process (GO): peptidyl-L-cysteine S-palmitoylation; protein targeting to membrane
Cellular component (GO): endoplasmic reticulum; endoplasmic reticulum membrane; Golgi apparatus
Molecular function (GO): protein-cysteine S-palmitoyltransferase activity
Source: RefSeq, a predicted model, not a curated record
AGCAAGCAAUGCCACAAAGCGCGUGGCAACUCAUGAUUACUUGGUAGGAUAAGCAGCAGCAGCGCGUCGGCUUACAUUUUCUCUAAUGGCCUAACUCACACUCUCUUACUAUGGCCUUCCUCGUCGGCUCUGCAGCGCCCGGCCUCCAGCGUCUCGCCGUGCCCUUCGCAAGUCUGCUGAUCGCUCUCCUCGGGUACGGCUCGCAGUGGCUCUUCGCAGUAUCCCCCGACCUCGAACCCGGCCCGUUGACACCGACGCAAUCACGCGUAUUCAACACGCUCCUCGGGUGUUUAUGGUGGACGUACUGGCGCGCUUGCACCGUCGAUCCCGGCCGAUACGAGUUCCCCCGAUCGAGCGGGAAAAAGGGACCCGGGAAGAGCGGAAGAGACGAAGGCAGUGCAACACUUAGUUCCGAAGAUGAAGAUCACGAUGAAGACGAUAACGAUGCAUACGAUAAUCAUACAUCGAACCGUGGUGUUCAUGCCGUAGCCCGUCGUCGCUGGUGCCGCAAGUGCGCAGCGCCCAAGCCGCCCCGCGCGCACCACUGCAAGACCUGCGGCCGCUGCAUCCCCAAAAUGGACCACCAUUGUCCAUGGACCGGGAACUGCGUCUCGCUGCAGACCUUCCCGCACUUCAUGCGCUUCAUAAUCUACACGAACGUCUCUCUCUGGACGCUAGGGUAUUUCCUCUCGCUGCGGUUCACUGCGCUCUGGGGAUCCCGGAACCUGCCAGCGUACCUGGGGCCGACGCCCUGGCAACUCAUGAUGCUUACGGCGCUAUGUAUGAUCACGUUCUUCACCUCGCUGGCACUGGGGAUUCUUCUCGUCACGGCCGUGCGCGGAUGGCUGUUCAAUAUAACGAUGAUAGAGGGCUGGGAGAUCGAGCGGCACGAGGCCGUGCUGCAGCGCGGGGGAUACGAAGAGGAAGACUGGUGGCGGACGUCGGACGGAGACACCGAUUCCGCGCCGCGAAGCAUGGUCGACCCCGUCGAGUUCCCCUACGAUAUCGGCGUGUACACGAACAUGGCGCAGGCCAUGGGGACAUCGAACCCGCUUUCCUGGCUCCUGCCCUUCGCAGGCGGCCCACGCAUCGCACGUCUGCCAUCAAGCAUGACCUCCGAAGAUCUCAUCGAGACACUCGACGGGACGAAAGCGGGCAACGCAAGGCUCGGCACAGGCUGGUUCUACGAAGAAAACGGGCUCAACGACAGAGACGGCAUGUGGCCCCCCGUAGACCCGGAGAAAGUGCGCAACGCGCGGCUCUGGCGUCAGCGCCGCCAGGAAGAGAGGAAAUACCGUCUCGAGCAGAUGCAGGGUCUACGGGACCCAGCGCUUCCAGAUAUGAAUCUAAGCCCCGAGGAGGAGAAAGAGGCUUUCCGCCGGAGACAGGAGCGCGAUCUGCAGCGUUGGCGGGCCACGCGGGCCGAGAUCAUAAAUGACCUCGAAGAGAUCCCAGCUUCUGCUUCUCCGUACCAAGUAGACGGCGAAGGCGACUACGACUUCGUCGACGAGGCUUAUUCGCAGCGUCGCGCGGGCGGGUAUCCCCGCACCGCUGGGCCUCAGCAAUCGAGGCGGUACGUUGUUCUCGACGAGGGCAAGUCGGGCUGGGUGAAUGCGGACGGCGAACACUUAGGUGAUUACGGUGUUGACGAGGACGCGGAGUUUGACGAUGACUAUGUGUACGACGGGUCUCCACAGGAAGGGGUAUCGCAUAUAAUAGAUCCGGAUGACGAUGAGGUACCAUUGGCGGAGCUAAUACGUCGGAGGAAGAUUCGCACGAAGGACGGUGAGGACAUAUAGCAGAUUCGGCAUCUAACAAUCUUCACGGCUAGAUGACAUAGACCUACACAAUUAAAUGGGAAUGCUAAUGAACAAUAUGCGAAGUCAUCUAUGGCUCCGCUCUAACGCGGCCGGCCGUACAGGCUAUCAUUCUUCUGUUUAUCAUCUAAACAUUAGUGCAUACUUAUGUCUAGGUAGCUAUACAUGACUGAGGGCGUAAUGCAUCCGGAGCCCUCUUCCCAUCUCGUCCCACGCAUCCCAAUCUUUACUCAGCCUCCGCUAUCUGGGGAGUGCAUCGCUUUGCCAUAUAAUCUUGCAGUAUCGAUCACGUAAAAAGAGAAAAGGGCCGAAUAUGCGUCAAUUGUCUUGAAAAUGACGCUACGCCCUCGCAUUACCGCGUCGUCGCUUAGGUCUGUAAGCGACAACGCCGAAUGAAGAAACCAUCCGAAAUUUUCUAUGCGCGUGCAAUCCGUGAUCUACCAGUCAUCAUCAUCAUUCUGUUUUUGCAUAGCGUUUUUUCUUGCGAGCAGUGCGUU